This is a messenger RNA of Galeopterus variegatus (Sunda flying lemur), 1400 nucleotides long. RefSeq names its product fibroblast growth factor (acidic) intracellular binding protein (gene FIBP). Bases 48 to 1343 code for a protein of 431 amino acids. NCBI's taxonomy places the organism in Eukaryota, Metazoa, Chordata, Mammalia, Dermoptera, Cynocephalidae. Gene Ontology annotation, cellular component: nucleus. The record is from RefSeq and is a predicted model, not a curated record. Gene Ontology annotation, biological process: platelet aggregation. The transcript is spliced from 9 exons. Gene Ontology annotation, molecular function: fibroblast growth factor binding.
GCUCCUGUGUGGGGUGCUGUGGCCGCGCCUCCGGCCUGGGCUUCGCCAUGACCAGCGAGCUGGACAUAUUCGUGGGGAACACGACUCUUAUCGACGAGGAUGUGUAUCGCCUCUGGCUGGAUGGUUACUCGGUGAGCGACGCGGUGGCCCUGCGGGUGCGCUCGGGAAUCCUGGAGCAGACUGGCGCCACCGCAGCGGUGCUGCAGAGCGACACCAUGGACCACUACCGCACCUUCAACAUGCUCGAGCGCCUGCUGCAUGCGCCGCCCAAGCUGCUGCACCAGCUCAUCUUUCAGAUCCCGCCCUCCCGGCAGGCGCUGCUCAUCGAGAGGUGCUCACCUGGUGGGAUGGUGGGGACGACAACCUGUCUGACUAUAUACCCAUUUUGCAGGCUGAAGCUGAGGCCCGGGGAGGGGACGGGACUCACCCAGGCACUCAGAAGGUUAAAAGCAGAAAGGGUCAGACCCAGGCCCUGCCAGGCCCACUUUCCCCUUCUUUAUGGAGGGUCAGUGUGGUCCUCUGCCUCCACAAGGUACUACGCCUUUGACGAGGCCUUUGUUCGGGAGGUCCUGGGCAAGAAGCUGUCCAAGGGCACCAAGAAAGACCUGGACGACAUCAGUACCAAAACAAGCAUCACCCUCAAGAGCUGCCGGAGACAGUUUGACAACUUUAAGCGAGUCUUCAAGGUGGUGGAGGAAAUGCGGGGCUCCCUGGUGGAUAACAUCCAGCAACACUUUCUUCUCUCCGACCGGUUGGCCAGGGACUAUGCAGCCAUUGUCUUCUUUGCCAACAACCGCUUUGAGACAGGGAAGAAAAAACUGCAGUAUCUAAGCUUUGGCGACUUUGCCUUCUGUGCUGAGCUCAUGAUCCAGAACUGGACCCUUGGAGCCGUCGGUGAGGCCCCCACUGACCCAGACUCCCAUGUGGAUGACAUGGACAUGGAUUUAGACAAGGAGUUUCUCCAGGACUUGAAAGAACUCAAGGUGCUAGUGGCUGACAAGGACCUUCUGGACCUGCACAAGAGCCUGGUGUGCACCGCCCUCCGAGGAAAGCUUGGCGUCUUCUCUGAGAUGGAAACCAACUUCAAGAAUCUGUCCCGGGGGCUGGUGAAUGUGGCCGCCAAGCUAACCCACAAUAAAGACGUCAGAGACUUGUUUGUGGAUCUGGUCGAGAAGUUCGUGGAACCCUGCCGCUCCGACCACUGGCCACUGAAUGACGUGCGGCUCUUCCUGAAUCAGUAUUCGGCAUCUGUCCACUCCUUGGAUGGCUUCCGGCACCAGGCCCUGUGGGACCGCUACAUGGGCACCCUCCGUGGCUGCCUCCUGCGCCUCUAUCAUGAUUGAGGCCCUUCUCCCAUCACCCUGCUCACACUGAUAAUAAAGUUGCCAUGAGUUUGGAGA